This is a messenger RNA of Talaromyces marneffei, 345 nucleotides long. RefSeq lists its product as uncharacterized. Bases 1 to 345 code for a protein of 114 amino acids. The transcript is spliced from 4 exons. Gene Ontology annotation, cellular component: cytosol. NCBI's taxonomy places the organism in Eukaryota, Fungi, Ascomycota, Eurotiomycetes, Eurotiales, Trichocomaceae. The record is from RefSeq and is a predicted model, not a curated record.
AUGCAGAACGCCCCUAAUAUCGGAGAGCUUACGACGCCCGGGAAAUGUCUUGCGGAUUUUUCGCUGGUUCCGAUCGGAGAUAACUCGACCUCAUAUGCUCAGCAGAUUGCCGCUAUACAGCGAUUGUGCGAGAGAUCCGGUGUGAAAUACUCCAUGCAUGCUACAGGAACCACGCUUGAGGGACCUUGGGAUCAAGUCCAACGAGUCAUAGGCUGCGCUCACUCUCUGGUCCAUCAACAAGGAACGGGAAGAAUACAAACGGAUAUCAGGCUCUCGACAAGGACGGACAAGCCACAAAGUAUUGAAUCGGAGAUUGCGUCUGUCAAUAAGGUCCUAGCGACUUGA